Messenger RNA from Baudoinia panamericana UAMH 10762, 943 nucleotides. RefSeq lists its product as uncharacterized. The record is from RefSeq and is a predicted model, not a curated record. The transcript is spliced from 2 exons. Lineage: Eukaryota; Fungi; Ascomycota; Dothideomycetes; Mycosphaerellales; Teratosphaeriaceae. The coding region runs from base 96 to 881 and encodes 261 amino acids.
ACUUGCUGGUUAGCGACAUCGAAACGCAGUCUACUCAAGGACCUAGUACGACGGCUGGAAAGGCCAUUGGCCCUUGUCGCUAUUACUUGAACGCAAUGCUUCGAAUCGCUACCUGCUUCAUGCUUGCCGUACUCGUCUCUGCGGCCGCUUCUGCUUCUACCAAGGAGGGGCAGGAGAUUUUCAAUACGUCUGCUAUCGCGCUGUUCGACGGAGUGACGUUACUAGCAUCGGACUUGAAGUCCUUAAAUGACUCAGUCACCGUCCUUGAAGCUAUUCGUCCUACGUUCGUCUUGCUUAGAAACCCGGCCUGCGAGUACGGCUUUACUUGGGUAGAUGGUCCUGACAUUCGCAACGCACUCACGCACCUGGAUGCUGCCCUUAACGCUCUGACAGACCAGUCCGGUCAGUCUCAUCCUGUGGUCAAAGUACGGAAGCUCGACGGUAGUGUCUGCUCUACGGCCUUCGACAUCUUGACCACGGCAUUUGCAAUCCACGCAGAAUGGUCCAGGGACCUCGUCGAGAGUUCAAAGGAGAACGUCGCUAGCGCAGCGGAACUAGACUUACCCGCAACCAAGUUCUACAAACUCACGCUCAUGCAUCCGGGUGGCGAGCACUACAAGUACCUUACAGCAGUCAAUGGACUCCUACAGUUAACCGAUAAGCAUAGCAAGCUCCUAGCGCGGUACAAGAAGAGUGUUGUAAAUUUGCUUGCGCGUGCGCGUGCGGAUCUGGCAUUGUAUGAGAAUAAAGGCUGCGUCGUGCAUCAAGGCCCAAUGAGCACAGAUCUGCGACUACGAUCAGUCCAGAUGGGCGCGACCGGCGAUCAGAGUGCGAUAACCGGGCUAAUUGCGGCCAGGAAAACCGACGUGCGGCGCAAGUAGCGUAGAUGAUCACUCGAGGUGUUAUUCUUCGUCGUCAUAUAUCCUAGCGGCCUCGCUACGGU